GCAAGGCAGACGCACUUGUCGUCGUUGCUGUGAUGUGAUGCGUUCAUCAGACGAGAGUGGAGGCUGUGUAGUUGUUACUGUAAUGAGAACUUUAAUAAUUUGUGAGAACUUCUAGUAAAAUUUGCUUUAAUGCAAUAUAUGCUGCCGCUUAGCGGUGGUAAUUCAUACUAGUCGCCUGUCACAACUAUUUAAUUUUUCGUUCACUUUGAAUAACAAAAACAAAAAUGAGAUUGACAAGAAGAGUAUUUAAAAACAUGAGUAGCAUAGCUAGUAUGCUUGACUACUAUUCACAGUUCAACCCGUCGCCGCUUUCAAUUAAACAGUUCAUUGACUUCGGACUGAGUGCUUGCCAAGAGAAAAGCUUUAUCUUUUUGAGGAAGGAACUGCCAGUGAGGCUGGCAAAUAUAAUGAAGGAAAUUCACCUUCUGCCGGACAAAUUGCUGAAGACGCCUUCAGUAAACCUCGUAAAUAACUGGUACCUGAUGAGCUUCGAGGAAAUUUUGCAUUUUGAAAAAGCCGACGUGAGUCCUGCAGUGCUAGAAAGGUUCUGCCAGGCGCUGAUCAAGAUUCGAAAUAGACAUACGGACGUGGUCCAGACGAUGGCACAAGGGGUCCUUGAGCUGAAGGAGUCGCACGCGGUGGACCAGGCAACGGAGAACAGCAUCCAGUACUUCUUGGACAGGUUCUACAUGUCCAGGAUCAGCAUCCGAAUGCUCAUAAACCAGCACACUCUACUGUUUGGUGGCCAACUUGAUGGUCAACUGAAUAGUCGCCAUAUUGGUUGCAUUGACCCACAGUGUGAUCCAGUCAGUGUGGUUCAAGAUGCUUAUGAACAUGCUCGAUUCCUCUGUGACCAAUAUUAUUUUGCUUCACCUGAGCUUAUCAUUCAUCAACAUAACGCUCUUGAGAUGAAUGCUCCCAUAAGAAUCAUCUAUGUCCCAUCACAUCUUUUCCACAUGCUGUUUGAGCUCUUCAAGAAUUCAAUGAGAGCAAUCAUGGAAUUCCAUGGAAAUAGUGAAAACUAUCCACCCAUAGAGGUCAACAUUGUGCUUGGGAGAGAAGAUGUGUGUGUGAAGGUUUCAGACAAAGGUGGUGGAAUUCCCCGAAGUGCAACUGAUCAGUUGUUUCAUUACAUGUACUCCACAGCUCCACAGCCACCCAAAUCUGAUGCUCACACUGUACCCCUUGCAGGUUACGGUUAUGGUCUCCCAAUUUCUCGUCUGUAUGCGAGGUAUUUCCAUGGGGAUUUGAUGCUGCUUUCCUGUGAUGGAUAUGGAACAGACACUAUAAUUUACAUGAAGGCACUCUCCAAUGAGGCAAAUGAAUUGCUUCCAAUUUUCAACAAGACAUCAACAAAAUAUUAUCGCACAUCGAUCCCUACGGGAGAUUGGAGCAACUGUUCCAACAUUCGGCAUUUGACGAUGAAUCGAUUACGAAGCUAGCCAAUGCUGCAUGGUUGAUUUCAUUUGAACUACUCCUGUCUAAGCUUUUAAAAUUAAAAAUGGAAGUGGAUCCAUUUCUGGAUGAAGACUUCUUGAAUUUCUAGAAGAGACAGAUCUUCCAUUAUGGGUGAAAUUCCAAGAAAAGACUUUAUCCUCAACUGUUUAUUUGUCAUCAUUUAUUGGGAAUAACAAUAUUGUUUAUAAUUGUGUGUAUAUUUGCAGGUGAUAAGCAGACAUAAAGAACCUUUUUUUUGUAUAGAGGCAAUGGAGAGCAAGAGAAUAAGACUGCAGAUAGAAAUAAUCAACUGAAGUUUAUUUGAAACAGGGGUAAAUAUUGUAUUUUCAGCACAGAGCUGCACACGUGUAACUGGUAGUUUUGCCAGUCUUUUAAGUUUAUUGUGUACAGUAUGAUUGUAGUAUGUUUUAAGGACUUCUUUAGUCUAUCAGUAACUAGAUCAAUGUGUGUGCAAUAUACAUCUAACAUUAAAUGUAAAUGUUAUAGAUUAUGUUCAGAUUUUAUGCUUAACAGGCAUAUUUCUUUGGGUAAAACUACACAGAAAGAUGUUAGUAAUCAAGCUCCUUAUGGGUGAUAAAUGAAAAGCUGAGAGCUUUCUUCACCUUUUACUGUUGUUCUUGUGCCUGUUGUUUGUGCUGUGACUGCAGUUGUUAUUUUAUGGUAUGAUGUAAGUUUUUGCAUUUACCAUGGCUUUCCUAUCUCCCUUUUCUGUUUACCUACGCAAAUUUUACAAUAAGAUGUCAUGUCUUAGAACAGAACCUACCAUUUUUAAAGUGUUUUACAUGUUGGAUUUCAAUAAUAUACCUAUUUACAUUCCAACAGUACAAAAUAUGUCAUUUUUAACUUACUAAUUCACAUAACAUUAUUGAUUAAGGUGUGAUUCUUUCUCAGGAUUGUGUCUUUACAUGCAGUGUACUGUUUCAAUUAGAUUAUUGUUGUUGUAUAUCACAUUUUAAAUUGUGUUGAAUAUUAAGUUAUUGUAUACAUAGACUGGAUAAUAAAUAAUUAUUUUCAUUAGAAGGGACAGAGAACUCAAAUCAUGAGAUGAAAUGACAGCCUAUAAUCAUAUUAUGAGUAAUUAUUGAGAACAGCAGUUGUUGAAACUGAAUUGUUCUCAAUAUCUCAAAAUUCUUGUUUGAUCCAAUAUUAACUGCAACAAUGUUUACUCCUCCCCAUCUUUCUCUGUAUCUGUUUUAUGUAUUAGCAGUGAAGUGUAGUAGAGGACAAAAUAGUCUUUUAUUAAAAGUUACUCAUUUCAGGGAGCAGCACUCUGUUUUGGAAGUCAGUUUCAAUCAUAUAAUAGUGCACUAUGAUGGUGCAGUCAACUCAAUUUUUAGUUACUUCUCAACUUUAAUGCUUUAGUCACUCACAUGCAGAGAACAUGGAUUUUGUCAUUUCUGUAACUCCACUUUUAAUUCUUCUAACUCACUAGAGAUAUUUAGAUAGACCGAAAGCUUAUCCUUGCUCUCAGCAUCAGAAACUGUCUCAUGAGGAGUAGAAAAUAAAACUUGUUUGAGAUAAGCUUUCAGCAUUAGAACUGAAUUUUUGCAUUGAGACUUUAAGGGGGAAAAAUUGAGGGUUGAGGAAGAGAAGUGUUCCUUAUUUGCCCUUUCAGUUCUGACACAAAGAGAAGAAAAAAAGGAAAACAACCAUCCAUUCUAGAAGCAUGAUGUCAAUAGUUUUAUACUCCAUCCCAUCACAGUUUCAGCUGCUGAUUUCUGUUGCCUUUUUUCCCCUAUUUCAGCAUAAGUUUCAGUUUUCUAUUUUGACUUCCUUGUUUCAGUGUCAUAUUCUCUGCUUUUAAUUUUUCUUUGGAAACUGUAUCUUAACAAAGAUGUUUUUAUAUAUGUCUCUCCUAAAAAUGUAAUAGACUGCUUGACUAGUUGAAGUACCUGUGUAUUUUUAACAUAAAAGCAAUAGCUUAUUGUUUUUAAGAUGACCUUUCUGCUGUGAAAUUAAAUACAAUUAAAAUAGCAGGGAAAUUUGUAUUGUAUGUUACAUAUUAAAACCAUUUGCUGGACCAGGACUUGAAACUGUGUCCCUGUAGGCAGUAUGCUAUGAUAAGCAGGCAUGAUUUUUUUUUCAAUGUGGAAUGACUGAUGUUAGAGCUUUGUACUUUAUUUUGGUCAGUCAUUCCAUUAAGCAUUUUAUUUUCUUUUGCUAAUGCACAUAGGUGAUUCAGAUUAGUUAAAAACAUAUCAGUGUUGAUGAACUGCUGAUUUCUUUUUCCUGUGAGCUUACAGACAUGUUAAAAUUCAGCCACAUCCACUGCCAUACAAUUUUAUAUACAAUGGUUUUUUGAUAUAUUACACCUGGAUGCCUGUGAGAAUAUAGUAUUAUUAACCAUGAAAAAUUCAGGUUUAUUUAUUGUCUGUUGUUAAGAAACAUGUAGUAU
Schistocerca piceifrons (Central American locust) is the source of this 3853-nucleotide messenger RNA. It is a transcript of the gene Pdk, whose product is annotated as pyruvate dehydrogenase (acetyl-transferring) kinase, mitochondrial. The coding region runs from base 225 to 1442 and encodes 405 amino acids. NCBI's taxonomy places the organism in Eukaryota, Metazoa, Arthropoda, Insecta, Orthoptera, Acrididae. The record is from RefSeq and is a predicted model, not a curated record. Gene Ontology annotation, biological process: regulation of glucose metabolic process; protein phosphorylation. The transcript is spliced from 8 exons. Gene Ontology annotation, cellular component: mitochondrion. Gene Ontology annotation, molecular function: pyruvate dehydrogenase (acetyl-transferring) kinase activity.